AUGGCGUUACUUUUAAAAUACAUAGAUGACAUACAAGAAAUAUUUGACACUAAUGGAGAUCCACGGACGAGGGACUGGCCAUUGAUGUCUUCUCCUUUGCCGACCGCCAUGAUCUGCAUGAGCUACAUCUACCUGGUCAAGGUUGUUGGCCCCAAGUUGAUGGAGAACAGGAAGCCCUUCCAGCUGAGACAUGUCCUCAUAUUCUAUAAUCUGUUCCAAGUGAUCUUCUCGGCGUGGCUCUUCUACGAGCUUGGGAUGUCCGGUUGGCUGACGGGCCACUAUUCACUCCGAUGCCAGCCCGUAGACUAUUCGACAGACCAGUUCACCGUUCGGAUGGUGCACGUCUGUUGGUGGUACUACUUCUCCAAGUUCACCGAAUUUAUGGACACGUUUUUCUUCGUUCUACGUAAAAAGAACGAACAUAUAUCAACACUUCAUGUUAUUCACCAUGGUCUCAUGCCCAUGAGUGUCUGGUUCGGCGUCAAGUUCACACCUGGUGGUCACAGUACGUUCUUUGGCCUGCUCAACACAUUCGUUCACAUUAUCAUGUACAGCUACUACCUGCUGGCUGCGCUCGGCCCUAGCAUACAGAAAUACCUCUGGUGGAAGAAGUAUUUAACUACAUUACAAAUGGUUCAGUUUGUCGCCAUCAUGGUUCAUGCCUUCCAAUUGUUAUUCAUUGACUGCAACUACCCGAAAGCAUUCGUCUGGUGGAUAGGAAUGCAUGCUGUGAUGUUCUUCUUCCUUUUCAAGGAGUUCUACACACAGUCAUAUACAUCAAAAAAGAGAAAGGAAAAGCUAGAAGCACAAAGGUUAGCGCUAGCCAAUGGUAGCAGUCCAAAGGAUGGAUCUGCAAAUGGCCACUGCAACGGAACCUCAAACGGAGUAUCAAACGGCUUAUCGAACGGAUUCGGCAUUCACAAGGCCCAGGGUUCGAUCGCUGAUUACUACAGCCAACAUGACGACAUGAGGCUAACUCACAGGGCCUGA
Nezara viridula (southern green stink bug) is the source of this 990-nucleotide messenger RNA. The record is from the annotation of a GenBank genome assembly. Lineage: Eukaryota; Metazoa; Arthropoda; Insecta; Hemiptera; Pentatomidae.